CGAAUUUUUGGCAAAGAGUAGUACCUACCUAAAUGACAAUGACAACAUCAUCUACGAUUUACGCAGCUUCGGCUAUCUUCGUGAUGGCUAACUUGAUCGUUUGCGUAAAAACGGACCCAAGCUCUUUAGAGGACGUUACUAUCACCGAAACGAACCAAUACGUCGAACCUUUAUCGCCGAAGAUUUACUCGAAAGACGUAUGCGAACUCCUAUCACCAGAUAUGUUCAAGCAAGCUGAUCCGUUCCAUUAUCUACUCCAGAAAGCGAGUAAGCUUACAGGCAUCACAGUGAUCAUACGUUCAAACUUGAAGCACUAUUUAUUGGCCAAAAACCAGGCCGAUCAAUUGCCCCCUGCUUACGUGCCGUACGCUAAAGUUCUAUUACCUUUAUUGAGUUGCGUCGAUCUUUUGUACAGCAUAACAUAUUCAAUCGGUCUCAUUAACAAUCCCAGAAGAAAAUAUCCUCCUCCACCACCACCGUAUAUUUUCACAGGUGAUGCGGAAGUAUUACCCUUAUUUUCAUGGGAUAUUUUCACUGACCCCAAUCCUCCAUCAGUGCUCAUCGAAAAAUUACUACAAGUACCAGAAAAUAGUUAUUUGAGCAUAGCGAAAAAACUGAUUAAUGAGGAAAGUUUUCGUUUGGCGAGUGUUGACUACAGUUUGUAUACUAGUUUUUUGAGUAAAUUUCUAAAACAAGAAACCGCCUCGAAGGAAGUGCAAGAUUUACGACGAUAUAUUGGUGAAAUUCAAAAGUUGAAAACGUCUGCUCCUGCGGUUGGUCAGAAUGAACACAAGUAGUAAGUUUUACACUUGUCGAAUCACUGCAACACAGUCAGAUCGAUCCAUAUUCACAAAAUAAACUGAUUAUCCGAAUAAGAAAACGUGCAGAAAACAAAAUAAAAAUCAACAAAGUUAUAACAUUAUUAUUGCAAGUUUAAAAAAAUUUAAUGUGUUUGUAAUUAAUUAAAAUAUCAUCAUCAUCGAGUCGUAUAACCGCUCGUGGUGGUAUCGCGUACAA
Molecule: messenger RNA, 1017 nt
Organism: Planococcus citri (citrus mealybug)
Lineage: Eukaryota; Metazoa; Arthropoda; Insecta; Hemiptera; Pseudococcidae
Exons: 2
Coding region: 33-797 (254 amino acids)
Source: RefSeq, a predicted model, not a curated record